AUGGAUGUUUCCAACAUUAUCCGAGCUUUAUUUAUUCGAAUCUUUUUGGCUUUUCUUAUAUUGUUUGUCAUCAUAAAAGUGAUGAAGGAAAAAUUCAUUUCAUGGUUGUUGCAUGAGCAUAAUUCCGAUUCAGGAAUGUCUGUAUUAACAAGAGGAUAUAUGAUUUCUGAUAUAUCAACAAAACGAUUGAAUAAUAAUUCUGUCAUAACUAACUUUCAACCGUCUAACAAUAAUAUGUGUGGUGAUCCAAUACGAAUAACUAUUUCUAGCAUUCAAGGCGUUCAGUUUUGUGUUUUACGUAAUGUUUCAUUGUCUUCUUUUCAUGCUUUGCUGAUUGGUGAUCAUAAAAAUCUUACAGAAUACAUUAUUACUAAUGCUGUUGAAAAAUAUACAGUCAAACCUGGAAAUCAAGAUAUAUUUAUACAUGUCAACGUUCAACCAUACCCUGAUCAUAUAAAACGAGAUAAAUAUUCACUUGUUAUUGGUCUGAUCUCGAAUGCUUCAGAUUCAUUGAUUGAAGAAAUAAAUAUCACCUGUUAUAUUAUUCACGUGAAGAUACGAGAAGAGGAGCAAGUCAGUACAAGUAUUAUGUAUACAUACUGGAAAACUAAUUGGAACCGUCUUCUCACUCCACAAAUUCUUUUUGAUGCUGCUGGUGAAAAUGGUGAGAAUUCACUGGUGGAUGAGUCUAAUCAUAGUUUACCAAUAAAACAAAUCACAUCAUCAUGUACAACAAAUAAGAAUGAUAAAAUUUAUCAUAAUUGGAGGUUAAGUUGUUUCAUAUGUCUUUCUACUGAAAAUACUACUACUACCACUACUCCAACUAAUCUACGUGUAUUUCUACCCUGUCGACAUGCACCAAUUUGUUCGGAUUGUUUUAAUACAUUGUAUAAAUUAUCAAUGUUUUCAAUAAAUAAUCAUUUAAUUGGAUUACUUACUUGUCCAAUUUGUCGUACACCAGUCAAUUCAACAUUAUUACUGCCUGAAUAA
Schistosoma turkestanicum is the source of this 990-nucleotide messenger RNA. The record is from the annotation of a GenBank genome assembly. Lineage: Eukaryota; Metazoa; Platyhelminthes; Trematoda; Strigeidida; Schistosomatidae.